Podarcis raffonei (Aeolian wall lizard) is the source of this 3826-nucleotide messenger RNA. RefSeq names its product aldehyde dehydrogenase 1 family member L2 (gene ALDH1L2). Gene Ontology annotation, molecular function: aldehyde dehydrogenase (NAD+) activity; formyltetrahydrofolate dehydrogenase activity. NCBI's taxonomy places the organism in Eukaryota, Metazoa, Chordata, Lepidosauria, Squamata, Lacertidae. Gene Ontology annotation, biological process: biosynthetic process; 10-formyltetrahydrofolate catabolic process; one-carbon metabolic process. The transcript is spliced from 23 exons. Bases 203 to 2974 code for a protein of 923 amino acids. The record is from RefSeq and is a predicted model, not a curated record. Gene Ontology annotation, cellular component: cytoplasm.
CGCUUCUGGCUGGCCGGCGGCCAAAGGCGGCUUGCUUGGGUUGCAUCAGACUAGACGCUGCUGCCGCUGCUUGCUGGGUACCAAAAGCUGGACAAGCGAUCUCCUAGAAUUUCAUUUCUCUCUCUCCGCUGGCCAAGAAAUGGUUCGCUCUUGAGGCUGUUUCCAUUAUAAUUAUUCUGGACCGGCUCUCUCAGGCGCAGCGAUGCUCUCCAAAGCCAACCACUUGCUCAGGAAAUUUUCCUCCACCGCCACAGCUUAUUACCAAAAUAAACUAAAGCUAGCUUUGAUAGGCCAGAGCCUUUUUGGGCAAGAGGUCUACAAGCACUUGCAAAAGGAAGGCCACAAAGUUGUGGGAGUGUUCACAGUCCCAGACAAAAAUGGAAAGGCCGACCCUUUGGCAUCAGCUGCAGAAAAGGAUGGAACCCCUGUGUUUAAGUUCCCAAGGUGGAGAGUUAAGGGCAAGCCAAUCGAGGAAGUUAUCGAAGCCUACAAAUCAGUUGGAGCAGAGCUGAACGUCCUUCCGUACUGCACACAGUUCAUUCCCAUGGACGUUAUUGACAGUCCGAAGCAUGGUUCCAUUAUUUACCAUCCAUCAAUCCUUCCCCGUCAUAGAGGUGCUUCUGCAAUCAACUGGACUUUAAUCCAAGGGGAUAAGAAGGCUGGCUUCACCAUUUUCUGGGCUGAUGAUGGUCUGGACACAGGGCCAAUUCUCCUACAGAGGGAAUGUGAUGUUGCCCCAAAUGAUACUGUUGAUGACCUGUACAAUCGGUUUCUUUUCCCAGAAGGAAUAAAAGCUAUGGUAGAAGCUGUACAGUUAAUUGCUGAUGGUAAAGCUCCUCAUAUAACUCAGCCUGAAGAAGGGGCAACGUAUGAAGGCAUUCAGAAGAAAGAAAAUGCAGAGAUUUCUUGGGAUCAACCAGCUGCAGCUUUGCACAACUGGAUCAGAGGGCAUGAUAAAGUACCUGGAGCUUGGGCAAUGAUUGAUGACAAGAUGGUUACUUUCUAUGGGUCAUCAUUACUUCAUGGUUCACCACCUCUGGGUGAAGAACUGGCAAUAAAAGGUGCUGCAAAACCUGGUCUUGUAACGCAGAAUGGGCUGGUUCUCUUUGGCAAUGAUGGAAAGAUGUUGCUGGUAAGAAAUCUACAGUUUGAAGAUGGAAGAAUGAUACCAGCAUUUAAAUACUUCUCCGCUGAUAAGCUGUCUGCCAUAGAACUUACUGAAGAAGAGAAAGAGAUGGCAGAAAAUAUCAAGUCCAUUUGGAAGGGAAUUUUGAGCAACGUGGCUGUAAUUGAGGAUACCACGGACUUCUUUAAAUCUGGAGCUUCUUCUAUGGAUGUUGUUAGGAUGAUUGAAGAGAUUAAGCAAAAAUGUGGUGAACUUGAGCUACAGAAUGAAGAUGUCUAUAUGGCGCCCAAGUUUGGAGAGUUCAUCCAAAUGGUUGUCAGAAAGCACAGGGGAGAAGACAAGGAGGAAGAAUUAGUAGUUGAUUAUGUUUCAAAAGAUGUCAACCGUAUGACUGUGAAGAUGCCAUAUCAGUGUUUUAUUAAUGGGCAGUUUGUGAAUGCUGAAGACGGGGGAACAUAUGACUCUAUAAAUCCAACCGAUGGAUCUGUGAUUGCCAAAGUGUCGCUGGCUACAGCGGCCGAUGUUGACAAAGCAGUUGCGGCAGCGAAGAAUGCCUUUGAGCAUGGUGAGUGGGGAAAGAUGAAUGCAAGAGACAGAGGGAGAAUAUUGUACAGACUUGCAGAUUUGAUGGAAGAACACCAAGAGGAACUGGCAACCAUUGAAGCUAUUGAUUCAGGAGCUGUUUACACACUGGCUUUGAAGACCCACAUUGGAAUGUCAGUGCAAACAUUCCGAUACUUUGCUGGAUGGUGUGACAAAAUACAGGGGUCUACCAUUCCAAUUAACCAUGCACGGCCAAACCAUAACUUAACUUUCACCAAGAAGGAACCAUUAGGUGUCUGUGGAAUUGUCAUUCCCUGGAACUACCCUCUGAUGAUGCUCGCGUGGAAGAGUGCGGUGUGUUUGGCUGCUGGCAACACUUUAGUUCUGAAACCAGCACAGGUAACUCCACUGACUGCCUUAAAGUUUGCAGAGCUCUCUGUGAAAGCAGGAUUUCCCAAAGGCGUUAUCAAUAUUGUACCUGGUUCAGGUUCAACAGGGCAACGCUUGUCCGAUCACCCAGACAUUCGUAAACUUGGGUUCACUGGCUCAACACCAACUGGGAAACAAAUCAUGAAGAGCUGCGCUGUCAGCAAUCUGAAGAAGGUUUCUUUGGAACUGGGCGGAAAAUCCCCACUGAUUAUAUUCAACGACUGUGAACUUGACAAAGCUGUGAGAAUGGGCAUGGGAGCCGUUUUCUUCAACAAAGGAGAGAACUGCAUUGCAGCCGGCAGACUUUUUGUGGAAGAAUCAGUCCAUGACGAAUUUGUUAGGAGAGUGGUGGAAGAAGCCAAAAAGAUGAAAAUUGGUGACCCACUUGACAGAUCUACAGACCAUGGUCCACAAAACCAUAAAGGACAUUUGGAUAAGCUUCUGAAAUAUUGUGAAACUGGCGUGAAAGAAGGGGCUACUCUGGUAUAUGGAGGAAGACAAGUAGGUAGACCAGGCUUCUUCAUGGAACCUACCAUAUUCACAGAUGUUGAAGACCAUAUGUUCAUUGCACAAGAAGAGUCUUUUGGUCCUAUAAUGGUCAUUUCCAAGUUCCAAGAUGGGGAUGUUGAUGGGGUGUUGGAACGAGCCAACCGGACCGAAUAUGGCUUGGCUUCAGGGGUCUUCACCAAAGACAUAAGCAAAGCUCUCUAUGUCAGCGAUAGGCUGGAAGCUGGAACAGUUUUCAUCAACACCUAUAACAAAACUGAUGUGGCCGCCCCAUUUGGAGGAUUCAAGCAGUCUGGCUUUGGAAAAGAUUUAGGUGAGGAAGCGCUUCAUGAGUAUCUCAGAACGAAAGCUGUAACCGUGGAAUAUUAAGCAUCGCGACUGGGGUGGCAGAGUGUUCUUAAAACCAAGCACAAGACAGGACUCCAAAAUUACAACAGCAAAACCAUGAACUUCCACUGGCACUUAAAAAACGCAGAGCCAGAACCAAACCCUUUUAUGAUGUGGAUCCUCCAGCAGAGUUCCGCAUGCAUUCUGUAGGGAAUCAGUUCUGAGUCAUAGGCUUCACUGUGAAAUUAUCGGCUUCUGCAGCUUUUUUGUACCGUGGUCUCCGCUACCCUGAAUGUCAUCACCUAUAAAAGCAACUGAACCAUCCAGUGGUGACAGAUCGAAACCUCAGAUCCCUGGACUUUACAAUGGAGAUCUUGCUCAAGUGAAAAGCAACAGGCGUAGGAAACUACCUUAUGCUGAGCCACAGCAUUAGUUCAUCUAGCUCAGUAUUGUGUCUUGACUGGCAGCAGCUCUCAAGAGUUUUGGACAGGUGUUCCCAGUUUGACCUGGGGUUGAACCUGGGACCUUAUGCAUACAAAUCGAACGCUCUACCACUGAGCUAUGGCCUUCUUCAGCGCUGUAUGUCCCUUGUUUCUCCAAAUUAGUCACACAGUACUUAGUUUCUACAGAAUGCAUCACACCAGCAUUAUGCCUCUUUUCUUCCUGCAAUGCAAGUUUUUAAGCAGCACAGAGAACCAAUUUGCCAUAAACAUUGUACAUAAAUCCAAGUGCACUUACUAUGUUUUUUGUAUGAUAUGCAGAACUUAACGUCUGUGUUCUACUAUGCAUAUGAAAGCUAUAGCAACUAUUUUAUAAUGUGUUUACAUUUCCUCCAAUGAGAAAUCUACAUAGUUGUGAAUUCCAAUUAUGCUAUUAAAUCAUAUUUGUGCUGAA